UUUUGAUGAAUUAUUUCAUACCACAACACACACCCCAUUCUUCUCUCUCUCCUCUCACUCAUAUACUCACACACAGAUCCAAAAUUCCUAGAAACCGAAAAAAAAAAGAAGAGAGAGAACCCAUUUUUCUCUUUGCCUCUCUAAACUCACCACCACCACCAACAUAAUCCUCCAUAGCUGCAUUAUCUCCGGAUCUCAAAGGUCGAAACUUUUUCAAAACCCCACUUGAAAAACUAAAGCAAAGCAAAAAGGAGGAAAGACUAAAGAAGGAAGCAGCAUUCAGAUGCCUCAUGUGAGAUGAGGAAGAAAGAAGCCAUAACCAUUCACCAUUUCCACCUCAUUGCCUUGUUUCUGGGCUCACUCACACUCACCCUCUCCUCCUCCUUCGCCGCCGCAACAAGCACCACAAAGCACGAGUUCAAUGGAGCACUCACGGAGGCAGAAACCAUGUACAUCAAGCAGAGGCAGCUUCUCUACUACAGAGACGAGUACGGAGACAGAGGAGAAGAUGUUACAGUGGACCCUACCUUGGUCUUUGAGAACAACCGCAUCAGAAACGCAUACAUAGCCUUACAAGCAUGGAAGCAAGCUAUUGUCUCUGAUCCUCUGAAUCUCACCGCUAAUUGGGUAGGUCCUAAGGUGUGCGACUACACUGGAGUCUUCUGUGCACCUGCACCUGAUGACAACAGGACCCGCACCGUUGCCGGCAUUGACCUCAACCAUGGCGACAUUGCUGGUUACCUGCCUGAGGAGCUUGGCUUGCUCACAGAUCUUGCUCUCUUCCACAUUAACACAAACAGGUUCUGUGGCACACUUCCCCACAAGUUCGACCGUCUCAAGAUCCUCUUUGAGUUAGAUCUCAGCAACAACCGGUUUGCCGGUAAGUUCCCGGCGGUAGUUCUGCGAUUGCCCAAGCUUAAAUUUCUAGAUCUGAGGUUCAACGAAUUUGAAGGCACAGUGCCUUCACAGCUCUUUGAUAAAGAUCUGGAUGCCAUUUUCAUAAAUCAUAAUCGUUUCGUCUUCGAUUUACCGGAUAAUUUCGGUAAUUCGCCUGUGUCGGUAAUAGUUUUGGCGAACAACAAGUUCCACGGCUGUGUGCCUUCAAGCAUCGGAAACAUGUCAAGGCUGAACGAGAUUAUUCUGAUGAAUAACGGAUUCCGUUAUUGUUUUCCGGCAGAGGUAGGGUUGUUGAAGAAUCUAACUGUGUUCGAUGUGAGCUUUAAUCAGCUGGUGGGGCCUUUGCCAGACGCAAUUGGUGGAGCGGUGAGCUUGGAGCAACUUAAUGUGGCACACAACUUGCUCUCUGGUGUAAUUCCGGCUAGUAUUUGUUCUCUGCCAAAUUUGGAGAACUUUACAUAUUCUUAUAAUUUCUUCACGGGUGAGCCACCGAGGUGUUUGGCUCUGCCGGCUUUUGAUGAUAGGAAGAACUGCUUGCCUGCUAGGCCACUGCAGCGCUCUGCCGCCCAAUGCAGGGCCACGCCUUCAGUGAAUUGCGGCUCUUUCAGGUGUAAGCCUUUUGUUCCGUCAAUUCCUUCUCCGCCUCUUGCUCUUCCUCCUCCGGUAUUAUCGCCUCCCCCCACCACCACCUCAUUCGCCACCGCCACCACAUUCACCACCACCUCCACCACCUCACCACUCACCUCCGCCACCACCUCAUUCACCACCACCACCCAUUUACCCUUACCUCUCACCACCGCCACCACCUCCUGUCCACUCACCUCCUCCACCAGUCUAUUCACCACCACCACCAUCACCGCCCCCACCAUGUAUAGAGCCGCCACCACCUCCUCCACUAUGUAUAGAACCACCCCCACCACCACCUCCGCCUCCCCCUUCGCCACCACCAUGCGAAGAGCAUCCACCACCACAACCAUCACCACACCCUGCACCUUACCAUCCACCGCCAUCACCAUCACCGCCACCAGCACCUGUAUAUGAAGGGCCCUUGCCACCUGUUAUCGGAGUCUCGUAUGCAUCACCACCACCACCACCUUAUUAUUGAUUCUUUUGAGAACUUCCUCCUCUAACCCCACUUUCUCCCUCUACUCUCUCUCUACCAAACACCAUAAAAAAAAUUCACAUUUUUACUACUGGGGUGGAUGAUGUUAAUUUUCUUCUGUACCAAAAUUAUUGUUAUUAUUAUGCGAUUCUCGUCGCUUUUGGGGCUUCAAUAAUAAACCAAACAGAAGACAUGGGUUUGUUGUUUUUUCUUUUAAAUAUUUUUAUGUCGUUUAUGGGUCCAUAGAUAAACAUAGAAGAAGAAGAAGAAUUCGAAGGAGGAUGAAGAAGAAGAGGUUAUGGUGGAAUUGAGGUAAGAGGAGAAAGUCUCUCUCCCAUAUUGAUCUGAAAUUGUUAUGGAUAUUCUGAGUUGUCAAAAAAAUAAUAAGAAAAAAAACACAAGAGAGUAAGUAGGUUGCAGUGAAAGAAAGAAAGGAAAAAAAAAUGUAUGUAUAGGGAUGGAUCAUGGAUGAAUUCGGAGAUCAUAAUUCUCGGCUUCAAUGGCAGUGGUUACUUGUUGAUGCUACUGCCCUUGUUUCUGGAGUUUAUUGUCAUUGUCAUUGUCUCUUUCAUAUCAUACUCUUUUUUUUUUUAAUUUUAUUUUUUCUUGAUUUUUUUCUUUAUUUCUUUUGAUUUGCAAUUUAUAGUAUAAUUUAUGAACAUUUCAUCAUCUUGUAUUGAUUUUCAGAAUUGAGCCUUGAUUUCUUUCUCUUA
This is a messenger RNA of Arachis duranensis, 2712 nucleotides long. Its product is annotated as leucine-rich repeat extensin-like protein 4. Gene Ontology annotation, molecular function: protein binding. Lineage: Eukaryota; Viridiplantae; Streptophyta; Magnoliopsida; Fabales; Fabaceae. The record is from RefSeq and is a predicted model, not a curated record.